UCUUCAUCUUCUAACGCAUUGCAAGGUUGUGUUUGUUGUGUCUGAGAAAAGCGAAUGGAUCAACAGCUUAAGAUGCGCGUAUAAAAAGCGAAAGUCUUUUUGAAAUCAAUUCAGUUUUGUUGGAAAAUUUUGUGGAUAAGGUUUAGUUUGUUCACAGUCAAAAUGCGUAGUUUUGUGAUUUUAGCAGCGCUUAUUGCCGUUGCCAUCGCCCGACCAGAUAUUGGUCUUAAAAUCCGACAAGGUUAUAACUAUCAAAGUCCAGGAGGUGGAGGUGGUCACAGUUCCGGAGGUACGUCACACAAUACGCUACUUAAACAAAAUGUUGGUGGUGGUGGUGGUCGUGAAAAAUCGCUGUUUGAAGGAAUAAGUAGUUAUGAUGCACCAUUGGUUUCAGGCAGCAGCUAUAGCAGCGGAGGUGGUGGCCACUCAGGUCAUGGCGGAAGUUCAGGAGGUGGAUUUGGUGGAGGUUCAAGUGGUGGAUUUGGAGGUUCUUCCGGAGGUGGUUUCGGUGGAUCUUCCGGAGGUGGUUUCGGUGGUUCUUCCGGAGGCGGUUUCGGUGGCUCUUCCGGAGGUGGUGGAUUCGGCGGAUCUUCAGGAGGUAGUGGAUUCGGUGGAUCUUCAGGAGGCGGAUUCGGUGGAUCUUCCGGCGGAGGUGGUUUCGGUGGAUCUUCCGGAGGUGGCGGAUUUGGAGGUUCUUCCGGAGGCGGAUUUGGAGGUUCUUCCGGCGGUGGUGGUUUCGGUGGAUCGUCAGGAGGUGGAUUUGGAGGUUCUUCAGGAGGUGGAUUUGGAGGCGGUUCAGAAAUUACACAAGGUCAAUCACAAGUUAUCGAUAUUUCUGGUGGUUCAUCUGGUGGUGGUGUUGUUUAUAAGCCAGUCAUCAGACAAGGAGAACCACAAAUCACAAAACACUUCUAUGUUCAUGAAGCCCCAGAUGAUGAACAAAAUGUUAAUGUACAAGAAAAAGUAAUCAACGUCAGACCACAGAAACAUUACAAGAUUAUCUUCAUUAAGGCUCCAUCAAGCGGAGGUGGAAUCGGUGGCAGCAAUGUACCAAUCUUCCCACAAAACGAAGAGAAGACAAUUGUUUAUGUAUUGAGCAAGAAGAACGAAAUCGUUGACGAGAAUGGUGAAUUCCCAACACCUCCUCCACCAGUCACUAGCAAACCUGAAGUAUUCUUCGUUAAAUACAAGAACCGUGAAGAAGCUGAUCAAGCUGUUUCUAAAAUCCAAGGUAUGUAAUAUGCUCCAAAAACAAAAGAUUGAAAAAAAUUCAAUGGAUGCCACUUGUCUUCUGAUAUUUAGAAUCAUUCCAAGAAGGCGGUCCAGGAUAUAAUUCACCAGCUAGUUUCGCACAAAGUAUUGGAGCAUCAAGCGGUGGUGGCUCAAGCUCAUUCUCAUCUAGAGGAUCAGGUUCAGGUGGAUCAUCAUUCGGUGGAAGCUCAGGUGGUGGUGGAAGUUCAGGUGGAUCAUCAUUCGGUGGAAGCUCAGGAGGAUCUUUCGGCAGUGGUUCAGGUGGAUUCGGUGGAAGCUCAGGUAGCGGUGGAUCUUCAUUCGGUGGAAGCUCAGGAGGCUCAAGUGGCGGUGGAUCAUUCAAACAAACUUCAACAUCUUUCCAAUCAUCUGGAAGUGGCUUCUCAAGUGGAAGUAAUCAAGUUCAACCUCAAAGAAUGAUUGAAAUUCCUGUCGAAGGUUCAGCUUUCAACUCGGAAUACUUGCCACCAGGAAAGAAAUAAGUUGAACAAACCCGAAGUUUUAAGUCGAAAUUGUCUCCUUAUUUAAAGCCUUUUCUCUUUACUUGACAUUAUUAUUGUAAUAUAAAUAAAUCAUUCCAAGUUCGAACAUCUACAUUUAUAUGUUUGCCGGUAAAUUUGGAUAUCCCAAUGAUUGACUGUGAAAAAUGUUGCCGGCAGAAAUAAAUUUAUUUAAAGACAAAUGAAAA
Molecule: messenger RNA, 1939 nt
Organism: Clunio marinus
Lineage: Eukaryota; Metazoa; Arthropoda; Insecta; Diptera; Chironomidae
Source: the annotation of a GenBank genome assembly